Schistosoma mattheei is the source of this 3420-nucleotide messenger RNA. The record is from the annotation of a GenBank genome assembly. NCBI's taxonomy places the organism in Eukaryota, Metazoa, Platyhelminthes, Trematoda, Strigeidida, Schistosomatidae.
CACUAUACAUUUGCGUAUUCUAUAUAAUCAUGAUAGUGAUUAGAGUGGAUGAUCGCGUGUAUCACUAUAUGAUAGGUGAUGUCGAGACUGAAAUAACAGGGUUUUUUUUUCAUCCACCCUUAUUUUAAAACUGUGGAUUAUAUGUACUUCUAUCUAUCUUUCUUACUUUUCUUGCUUCUUUCUCUCAUUGUACAUAAUUUCUCUCUCCUUUUAUAAAAACUUUCUCUCUUUCAAAUGAAUGAUAAAUAGAAUUAUUUGAUAAUGGGGGAAAAGUCACUUACUCUAGACCUGUCGACUGUAGGUCAUAAGGCGCCAAACUUAAUACCUUGGCGACAAUCUAUCGGCGCCAUUAGUCAACAUUCAAAGCAGUAGUAACCUUAUGAAUACAUCCUUAUGCUAUGGAAACAGAAAGGACAAAUCUAUACAAUUUGACGCCGUCAACACUUAUAUUUCUCAAAACAUCUAACCUUAGUCGUCUAUCAAUAGAUUAUUACUUUUCAAUUACUGUAUACAAAUUUCAAGAAUUUUUCGAUUAUGUAUUUGAAAAAUGUUGGCAAUUAAAAUAUUCAACUAAACAAUUUGGAUCAUAUCUUAUAUUAUCUAUCAGAAAAACAUUCAUUUUAAACAGGAUAUGUAAAUGUAUUACCGUGAAGUUAAACAAAUCUAUUUUAUUCAUUAUUUUUAAUAAUUCAAUUAAUAAAUUAAGUUUUUUAAUUAUUUAUUUAAAAUUUAUUAUACGAUUUUUAUUGAUCACUUAUUGUAUUUCAUAUAAUACUCAAUCAGUUAAACAUUUAAUUUAUACAAAUGUCAAUGAUCAUAAUGAUGAAAAUGAUGUUGAUGAUGGUGACAAUGAUAAUGAUGAUGAUGAUGAUGAUUAUGUUGAAAGGGAACCAUUCAUUAAAUCAUCAAUAUUUCAAUCGAAUGAAAGUGAAUCAGUGAAAUUUUUAUCAUUACCAAAUGUAUUAUCUAGAAAAAGUUCAAAGAAGGUUAGAAAUAUAUCUAGAUUGAAUGUUCUUACUUAUUUAAUAUGGAUUAUUAUAAUUGUUUUAACAUGUACUAUAAAAACUAUUGAAUCUAUUGAACAAAUUCAUCAUUCACCUAAAUUAUCAAAUGAAUAUAAUUUAAUUAAUCUAUUACAAUCAUUAACUACAACUGGAAAACAAAUGGAUUUAAAUAUUUUAACAAAAUCUGAACAAAAAACAUGGAAUUAUUUAUUAGAAAAACUAUUAAAAUCACAAAUAAAUAUGAUUAAAAAUAAUCCAUCUAUAGAUUAUACUUCAAGUAUAACGACUAUAAGUAGUAGUUUAAGUAAUAUGAAUAAAGAAACUUUCAAAAAUAAUGAUAUUCAAAAACCGUCUAAAGAAGAAUUAAUAGCUAAAACACCUAAUUAUAUGUUUAAAUUACAUGAACGUCAUAUGAAUGAUUGGCAUAGUUUUGGACGUUAUGAAUCGAAUCAUUUAUUACAUCCUGAUUAUGUGAAAUAUUUAAAUGACAAUUCAAUUUCAAUGGAUAAUAUUGAUUUAUAUAAAGAAAAAAAACAAAAAACUCAUCAUAAUCGUCAUCAUCUUGGUAUGAUUACAGCAAUAAGACAUCAUAAACAUAUAGAAACUCAAGAAGAUGAAAAUAAUGAAUUAGAUUUUCAUUCACUUUCUCGUAGUAAACAUCAUAUGAAUUUACCAUAUUUGAAUUACUUUUCAACAGAUCAUACAGUUAAACAACACAAAUUAGUAUUUCAAUUAGCGGAUAUACCUUCAAAUGAAAAAUUAGUUGCAGCAAGUAUACGUAUAAGAUAUGAAGCGAAAAUGUAUUCAAAAAAUUAUACAAUUCCAACAGAAUUUACUCCAUUUUGUAUAAAUACUACUAUUAAUAGUGAAAUAAAUAGUACAUCAUUCUAUUGGCCAUUAUCAUUAUGGUUACAUUCAGAUCAAAAUAAUAUCAGUAAUGUAGAUAUACAAACUGCAGCAAUUUUUGAACCAGAUAAUACACAUUGUAUAUUACAGAAAUCAGGAAAAAAUUCAUCUAUCAUGAAUUUACCUAAUGGAUGGUUUCAUAUACCAUUGAGUCAACCAGUUUUACAUUUAAUAGAACAAAUCAAUGAACAAACUGAUGCUAAUAAACAAAUUGUUAUACAAAUUCGUUCAGUAGUUCGAAAAAACUUAUCAUUAACUGAUGAUUUUGAUGCUACUGAUAAUAAUCAUAACAAAAUUGAACAGUCUAACUUCUUGAAAAUAAAUAAUCUAAAUGAGAAGGAUGAAAAGUCAUUUGAUUCCUCGUACUGGUUACAUAAUGCACCACAUUUGUUUACAUAUCAUCGUGAUCCUAAUUUAGCAAAUAUUUAAAACGAAAACCAAGAUCAAUCAAUUACUCUCACAGUCAGCAUACAUAUCGAAAUGAACAAAAUCAUAAUAUUAAUUUAAAGCCUCUAACUAAUAAUGCAAGCAAUAAAAAAAUUGCUAAACGUUAUAAACGUUUACAACGAAUACUCAAUGCACAGUUAAAACAACAACAACAACGAAAAAGUGAAUCUAAUCAACAAAGUGUUCAACGUAACAAACAAAAUUACAUUAAACAAAGAUCACGUCGUUUAGCGCAAUAUCAACGUCGUCAUAAUCGUGCAAGUCAAGAUCGUUAUUAUUAUAGUGAUUUAGAUUCAACAAAUGAAAUAGUUGAAGAUCAUGAUAUGAAUGAAGAUAUUUCAUCACAUCGUAAAAUAACACAUAAUUCAUAUGAUAAUAAUAGAGAAAAUCAUCAUUCGCAACAACAACAACAACAUCAACAUCAACAAUAUCGAUAUGAUAUAACAAAAUCUUAUUCAAAUGUAUUACAAACAAAUAAUCAUCAUUAUUUAGAUACAACAUGUCAAAGACGUGAAUUAAUAAUCAAUUUUGAUGCCGUUGGUUGGGCUGGUUGGGUUAUUGCACCACAAGCAUAUAAUGCACGUUAUUGUUUAGGUCAAUGUCCAUUUCCAUUAUCAACUCAUUAUAAUACAACUAAUCAUGCUGUACUUCUUCAAUUAGUACAUUUAUUAGAUGUAGCUAGAAUUUCUGGUCCUUGUUGUGUACCACAUCAAUUAUCAUCACAAUCAUUAUUAUAUCAUAGUCAAAAUGGUGAUGUUGUACUUAGAGUUUAUGAAGAUAUGGUUGUAGAAAGUUGUGCUUGUCGUUAAUAUAAAAAAAGAAUACUGAAUUACUAUUAGUAAUAUCAUUUCGAUCUGAAAAAAAAUUAUUCACAAAAUUCAUUAUUCAUUGUAAUAUUAUAUUAAAUAUAGUAAUGAACAUUGUUAUAUAAUGAAAAUAUGAACACUUUUUUAAAAAUUCAUUUAACUUCAUAAGUUUUCUUUUCUAAUAACAAACAAUCAAUUAUUGAUCUACUCUAUCGUUUUUUCUUUUUCUUUUCUUUAUUUUUUUCUUUCAAAAUAAC